Messenger RNA from Aegilops tauschii subsp. strangulata, 3922 nucleotides. Its product is annotated as leucine--tRNA ligase, cytoplasmic. The record is from RefSeq and is a predicted model, not a curated record. Gene Ontology annotation, molecular function: ATP binding; aminoacyl-tRNA deacylase activity; leucine-tRNA ligase activity. Gene Ontology annotation, biological process: leucyl-tRNA aminoacylation. NCBI's taxonomy places the organism in Eukaryota, Viridiplantae, Streptophyta, Magnoliopsida, Poales, Poaceae.
GUGACGCUCAUCGUGUCUCAGUUUCCCUGAAAAAACAGUAGUCGUGUCUUGGUCAAGCCGCCUUGAGCUUUCCCUCGAAAAAAGGAGACCGCCUCCACCACCACCAGCUCUCCACUCCGGCGACUCGAGCGCUCCUCUCGCCGGUGGGCGGUGGUUCUGCGCGGCGGUUGCUCGCGUGUAGGAAAAUGUCAUCAAAUCCUGAAGAAGGCAAGCGUUAUGCACGCAGAGACCUUUUGCUCAAGAUCCAGUCAGAUGCUCAAAAGUGUUGGGAGGAUAGCAAAGUUUUUCAUGCUGAGCCGGGCAAUAAAUCUCCAGGCCCUGGUGAAAAAUUCUUCGGCAACUUUCCGUAUCCUUACAUGAAUGGAUUGCUUCAUUUGGGACAUGCGUUCUCAUUGUCCAAGCUUGAGUUUGGUGCUGCAUACCACAGACUCCGUGGCUCAAAUGUUCUAUUGCCAUUUGCUUUCCACUGUACUGGGAUGCCAAUCAAGGCCUCAGCUGAUAAGCUGGCCAGGGAGAUACAACAGUAUGGAAACCCUCCAGUGUUUCCUCAACCAGAGAAUAAUAAUUCAAGUGCUGAAGUGGCAGAUGAUAGAGAAGUUGAGCAGGCUUCUGCCGUUACCCCAGAUAAAUUUAAGAGCAAGAAAUCUAAGGCUGCUGCAAAGACAGGCAUGCAGAAGUUCCAAUGGGAGAUCAUGAAGAGCUUUGGCCUGUUAGAUGAACAAAUUGCCAAAUUUCAAGAUCCUUAUCACUGGUUGACCUACUUCCCUCCGUUGGCGGUGAAAGACCUUAAGGACUUUGGCUUAGGUUGUGAUUGGAGGCGUUCAUUCAUAACCACCGACAUGAAUCCUUUCUAUGAUGCUUUUGUUCAAUGGCAGAUGAGAAAGCUCAAGAAAAUGGGGAAAGUUGUCAAGGACCUGAGGUACACAGUCUACUCCCCAUUGGAUGGCCAACCUUGCGCCGACCAUGACAGGGCAACAGGUGAAAAUGCACAGCCACAAGAAUAUGUGCUGAUUAAAAUGGAGGUGAUUCCACCUUUUCCCCCAAAGUUGAAGGUCUUGGAAGGAAAAAAUGUUUAUUUGGCAGCAGCUACAUUGAGACCAGAGACUAUGUAUGGCCAAACAAACUGUUGGGUGCUGCCUAAUGGAAAUUACGGGGCUUUUGAGGUCAAUGAUGCCGAUGUCUUCAUUCUGACAGCAAGGUCUGCUCUUAAUCUUGCAUAUCAGAAUCUAUCCAGGGUCCCCGAAAAGCCAACCUGCUUAGCUGAGCUUUCUGGCAACGAUUUGAUUGGUUUGCCAUUGAAGUCUCCUCUUUCCUUCAAUGAAAUCAUAUAUGCGCUUCCCAUGCUCACUAUCUUAACAGAUAAAGGUACUGGCAUUGUGACUAGUGUUCCAAGCGAUUCGCCAGACGAUUUCAUGGCACUGCAAGCUUUAGUCACAAAGCCGGCAUUGAGAGCAAAAUUUGGAGUCAAAGACGAGUGGGUUCUUCCAUUUGAUAUUAUACCAAUAAUCGACAUUCCUGGAUUUGGAGACAAGUCAGCUGAGAAGGUGUGUGUUGAUCUUAAGAUUACGAGCCAAUAUGACAAGGAAAAACUUGCUGAAGCGAAAAGGAUGACAUAUCUUAAAGGGUUUACAGAAGGAGUGAUGGUUGUAGGGGAGUACAAUGGCAGAAAGGUUGAAGAAGCAAAGCCACUGAUUAAGAACAAGCUUUUGGAAGAAGGCUUGGCUGUUUUGUAUAGUGAGCCUGAGAAAAAAGUUAUGUCAAGAUCUGGUGAUGAGUGUGUCGUUGCUCUCACAGAUCAAUGGUACAUAACUUAUGGUGAGGUUGAAUGGAAGCAGAAGGCGGUCAAAUGUUUGAAGAACAUGAAUACAUUCUCAGCUGAAACUCGUAAUGGGUUCGAGCAUACAUUGGGCUGGCUGAACAAGUGGGCUUGUUCACGUUCUUUUGGCCUAGGUACUCGCAUUCCAUUUGAUGAACAGUUCCUUGUAGAAUCUCUUUCUGAUUCAACCCUAUACAUGGCGUAUUACACGAUUGCGCAUCUUCUACAAAAUGGUGACAUGUAUGGAAAAGAAAGAUCUUCUAUUAGGCCAGAGCAAAUGACGGAUGAGGUAUGGGAUUAUGUUUUCUGUGAUGGUCUGGCACCCAAAAGCGACAUCCCUCCUGCUCUGUUGAGCAAAAUGAAGCAAGAAUAUGAGUACUGGUAUCCCUUGGAUAUUCGGGUAUCUGGUAAGGAGCUUAUCCAGAACCAUCUGACAUUCAGCAUUUACACUCAUACAGCACUCCUUCCAGAGCAUCAUUGGCCUCGUGGCUUCCGCUGCAAUGGACAUCUUAUGCUUAACUCUGAGAAAAUGUCCAAGUCCACAGGGAAUUUCCAAACUCUUGGGCAGGCCAUUAAAGAGUACUCUUCAGAUGCCACCAGGUUUGCCCUUGCUGAUGCGGGUGAUGGUAUGGAUGAUGCAAAUUUUGUCACUGAAACUGCAAAAUCUGCCAUCAUGAGGCUUACAAAAGAAAUUGCAUGGAUGGAAGAGGUUAUAGCUUCUCAAUCUUCUCUGAGAUCUGGUCCUCCCUCUACUUAUGCUGACCAUGUGUUUGCCAAUGAGAUCAACAUUGCUGUGAAUGAAACCGAGAAGAGCUACAAUUCCUUUAUGUUCAGAGAUGCCUUGAAGUCUGGGUUCUAUGACCUACAAUUGGCUAGAGAUGAGUACAGGCUCUCUUGUGGAGCGGCAGGCAUGAAUCGUGAUUUAUUGGUGCGGUUCAUGGAAGUUCAGACGAGGCUCAUCACCCCAAUUUGUCCACACUAUGCUGAACAUGUGUGGCAGAAUAUCCUAAGGAAGGAAGGUUUUGCAGUAAAGGCUGGAUGGCCUAUCGCAGACACUCCCGAUCCUACUCUAAGAAUAGCAAACAAGUAUUUACAGGAUUCAAUUGUUUUGAUGAGGAAGCUGCACCAGAAGCAAGGAUCAGGCUCCAAGAAACCCAAGAAGGGCGCGGCACCACCUCGGGCCGCAGAGAACAAGCUCACUGUCGGUCUCAUAUAUGUCAACGAGCACUAUGACGGAUGGAAAGAGCAAUGCUUGAGGGUGCUUCAACCGAAUUAUGAUAGCCAAACACGUUUGUUUGCCCCUGACGAGGACAUUAGUGAGGCACUGAAGAAUUGCUUCGUUGAACAUGAAGCAAGCUUCACACAAGUCCAGAAGCUCUGCAUGCCUUUCAUCAGGUUCAAGAAAGAUGAAGCAAGGACUAUUGGUCCCCGAGCUUUGAAUUUGAAGCUUCCGUUUGGUGAAAUGAACGUGCUUGAGGAGAACCUGGAGCUGAUCAGAAGGCAGCUGGGCCUUGAGCAUGCAGAGGUGCUGUCAGCAUCUGAUGGAGCUGCUCGUGCCAGAGCUGGACGGCAUGUUUCUGUGCUGAACAACAACCCGCCUUCCCCUGGGGAGCCAGUUGCAAUAUUCAUGAGCAAGCAGGAGUUCGAAGCCCAAAACUAAGCUCAGCUUCAUCGAUGUGAGGAAAGGACAGUUGGCGUGCUUGACUGUGUGAGGAUCCAAGAAGGUUAAGGAUUCAGAAAUGGUAGGCAUACUGUUUGAUGUGGCUGUUCAUUCAUGGGAGUGACUUCGAAUUCUUCAUACGCAAGAACUGAGGAAGUGCAGUCAUUGGGAAAUUGUAUCAUACUUGCACGCGUUGACACGUAGGACGCCCACGAUCAGUCCCGCCUGCAGCCUGACAUGACAUGUUAAUUUGGCAGGUUUCCUGUGUUUAGACUUGAACGUACUGUUUAACCUCGUGUGGAUAUUACAAAGGAAUAGGUUGAUGCGUGAGAAGGGUUCCUGAGCUCCAUGCUCUUGUACAAGCUGAUCCUGUCUACUCUCUCCGUUAAAAAAUAGAUGACUCAACUUUAUACUUAAGUUAGUAUAAAGUUACUGUCAGCUCAAAA